UAAUUUUGUUGUUCAGGGAAUGGAUGUGAUUGCCCAGGCGCAAUCUGGAACCGGUAAAACCGCAACCUUCAGUAUCUCUAUACUGCAGCAGAUUGAUACUGGACUUAGGGAAUGUCAGGCUCUGAUCCUGGCCCCCACCAGGGAGUUAGCCCAGCAGAUCCAGAAGGUCGUCAUGGCCCUUGGAGACUACAUGGGGGCCCAGUGCCACGCCUGUAUCGGAGGAACCAGUGUGCGGGAGGAUAUGAGGAAGCUUGAGCAGGGCCAGCAUAUCGUGGUCGGAACCCCCGGCAGGGUCUUUGACAUGAUCUCCAGAAACGUCCUCAGGCCCCGUGAUAUCAAGCAGUUUGUUCUGGAUGAAGCUGACGAGAUGUUGUCCAGAGGAUUCAAGGAUCAGAUCUACGAUGUUUUCAGACAUCUUAACUCCGAGAUACAGGUUAUCCUGCUGUCUGCCACCAUGCCAUCUGAGGUGCUGGAGGUUACCACCAGGUUCAUGAGGAACCCCAUCAGGAUCCUCGUCAAGAAGGAGGAACUCACCCUCGAGGGUAUCCGUCAGUUCUAUAUUGCUGUAGAGAGAGAAGAGUGGAAGUUGGAUACUCUCUGUGAUCUGUACGAGACCCUCACCAUCACCCAGGCUGUUAUCUUCUGUAACACAAGAAGGAAGGUAGACUGGUUGACCACUAAGAUGACUGAAAGGGAUUUCACCGUCUCCGCUAUGCACGGAGACAUGGACCAAAAGGAGCGUGACGUGAUCAUGCGUGAGUUCCGUUCUGGAUCUAGUCGUGUUCUGAUCACUACUGAUCUGUUGGCCCGUGGUAUUGAUGUCCAGCAGGUCUCCCUGGUUAUCAACUACGAUCUCCCAACCAACAGGGAGAACUACAUCCAUAGGAUUGGUCGAGGAGGAAGGUUCGGUAGGAAGGGAGUUGCGAUUAACUUCGUAACAGAAGAUGACAAGCGUAGUCUUCAAGAUAUUGAAAAGUUCUACAAUACACAGAUCGACGAGAUGCCAAUGAAUGUAGCCGAUCUUAUUUAGUGCAAUCCACGGAAAACGAACUUGCUCUUUGGAAACCAAACCUACCGCAUCAACCGAUUACGAAAGUGAUAAAACUACGACAGCGAUAAAAGCUCCACAAACCUUCCAAUUCUGCAGUUCACAGCUCUCCGGUCGAAGACAAGCUAAGUGUUGCUUGCUCUUUGCCCUUUUUAACCAGUUACAGUGUUAAAAAAUGUAAAUUCAAAACUAGGUUCAGGGUUCAAAUCCCGGCCUUGAGUGCCUACGGGCCCACCGUGCCGCCAGUUCUCUCCCUAUGUCCGAUACGAGACGUGUUGGGGGUUCGAACCCCUGGUUCACGGGGACCAGGAGAUACUGUGCGCUGGACACAAAACUAUAUACGAGUGCAGCCGUGAACCCUCCUUCUAGGCAGGUUCUUGGACUAUUUAGAGGAUUCAAAUUAAGAAAACGCGUGAGAAGAAAAUUGUGAUGAUCGAGUGUUUUUUUAGUUUUUAAUUGAAUUUUUAACGUUUUUUACAUCCUCAAUAUGUGUGUUUAUUCCCUGCUGAAUAAAUCUGCCUCGUCUCAAACAGAUUUGCUUGAAAUUUUUAAUAUUUUUUCUGCGCUGUAUCAUUGUAUUUAAUAAUUUCUGUAAAUUCACUUGUUUAGUGUAAUAAUAAUGUUUAAUAUAA
This is a messenger RNA of Eurytemora carolleeae, 1680 nucleotides long. Its product is annotated as eukaryotic initiation factor 4A-I. Bases 20 to 1030 code for a protein of 336 amino acids. The transcript has 8 exons. The record is from RefSeq and is a predicted model, not a curated record. Gene Ontology annotation, molecular function: RNA binding; ATP binding; RNA helicase activity. NCBI's taxonomy places the organism in Eukaryota, Metazoa, Arthropoda, Copepoda, Calanoida, Temoridae.